GUCAUAAACAAUACUAAUAAACUCUAAUAAACGUAACUCACCUGAUUAAAUUACACAAAAACAAAUCGGAAACAAUGAAAAAGUUGGUGAAAAGGAGAGUAAAGAAGAAACAGUAACAUCUUCUACACCAAUCACACAAAUAACGUAUUCAAUAGAAGAAAAACUUUUGCAAAACAUUCUCUUUACGAAGAGAGAGACGACCACCGUCGCCGGGAAGUGACGUCACUAAAAAAAGUUAUCAAUGGGUGCCACAGAGCCUGCGGUUGAAGAGAGAGAAGAAACAGAAAAGAAGCAGAGAGGAGUAAAGGCUGUGGAGGAGGAGGAAGGAGAAGGAGAAUCAAAGGAUAAAGAACAUCACAGAUUCUUGGCGAGUUUAAACAGAUUAAACCCAACAAACCCUCUUAGGAUCAUCGUUAACAAUGGCGGUGGCACUAGAUUCACUACGCCGCCUUCCUCAAGAGCUCCUCCGCCGACGCAGACGCCUCCACCGCCGGAAGAGCCGCCUCAGCCACCGCCGUCUCCUUCUCCAUCAACACCACCUCAGCCGCAGCCGCUUCAACAACAAUCUCGUUCCAUCUUCACACCAACCCCUCAAACUUUAGCAUCACUGAACUCAACGAAGUACACAAACAAGUUCUUCCUCCUCCUCUUCAUCCUCCACAAGGUCGUGGCCAUUGCCUUUGUCUGCUUCCUCGUCUUCAGAGGCAUCCAAGGUCUAAUAGGCUCCAACGGUAACAACGUCAAAAGGAAAGAGCAAAGGAUCCUCAAGUUCCUUCUUCCGCAAGUCGAAGCUGCGUCGUUGCUUAGCAUCAUACUCGCGUUCUCAUGGCAAAUGGCGUUUCGUCUAUGGCCUGAGUUUAUGAUCCACUUCAUACUCUGGAGUACCUUCUUGAUGUCUUUAUCCUCAGGGAUACUCUUGUUGUGCUUCCAGAUACCCGCAACAGACGCUGUUGGGGUUUGUCUUAUUGCGUUCUCCAUCGGUAAUGGUUUGUAUGCGUGUUGGAUCACUCGGAGGAUCAAGUUCUGUUCCAAGAUACUGGUCAAGUCGUUAGAGCCUGUUUCUAAAUUCUCUGAUCUUAACUUACCGACUUACUACAUGCUAGCAGCUGGUUUUGUCUGGAUGUCGCUUUGGAUCUUUGGUGUCAUUGGUGCAUUGAACUUCUAUUUUCCACCGUUGGUGAUUAUUGGUUUGGUGUUGAGUUUGGCUUGGACGACGGAAGUGAUGAGGAACGUUGUGAACUUAACUGUGAGUAGGGUCGUCGCUUUGUUCUAUCUUAGGGGGAUGCAGUCGAGUACUCGGUUUAGUUUCCAAAGGGCUUUGUCUCGUAACCUAGGGAGUGCUUGUUUGGGAUCUUUGUUUGUUCCAACGAUUGAAGCCUUGAGGAUAGUGGCAAGAGGGUUGAAUUUACUUAAGGGUGAAGAUGAGUUCAUGUUUUGUUGUGCUAAUUGUUGUCUUAAUCUCAUGACCUUCAUAUUUGAGCAUGGCAAUGGUUGGGCCUUUGUGCAGAUAGCAGCGUAUGGGAAAGGAUUUGUGAGGGCGUCACAAGACACAUGGAAACUGUUUGAGGAUGCAGAUAUGGUUGAGAUAGUAGAUGCAGACAUAACAAGCUCCAUCUGCUUCCUUACAGGCAUUUGUAGUGGCUGUGUCUGUGUUAUUAUGGCGGCUGCUUGGACAUACACGGUUUACAAACCUUUUACAGCUACCAUCUCCUUGCUUGCCUUCUUCAUUGGAUACCUCAUGACGAGAAUCUCAAUGGCAUUGCCUCACGCCUGCGUAAGUUGCUACUAUGCAUGCUACGCUGAGAAUUCAGAAAGUAGAUUCUUCGACAAAACUAUAAGAGAUAGACAAGCUUUGAUCAAGAAUGGCCGUGUCGUUGUCCCUACUACCCCUAGAGUCCGCCGCGCUGUAGCCUAACCCAGCCAUGGCUCUGCUUAGUCUCUUUGUUUUCCUUCCAUGCCUGAUUGAAAAGGCUAGGUGUUAAUUUUUUCGGAAAUCAAAUAAAUAGUUUUUAAAUAUAAAAAUUGUAUUUAAAACUUGAAAAUUAAUUUAAGAACAGUAAGAGUGAA
Brassica napus (rape) is the source of this 2067-nucleotide messenger RNA. RefSeq names its product protein PNS1. Gene Ontology annotation, cellular component: membrane. Gene Ontology annotation, molecular function: transmembrane transporter activity. The transcript is spliced from 5 exons. Gene Ontology annotation, biological process: transmembrane transport. The record is from RefSeq and is a predicted model, not a curated record. Lineage: Eukaryota; Viridiplantae; Streptophyta; Magnoliopsida; Brassicales; Brassicaceae. The coding region runs from base 242 to 1915 and encodes 557 amino acids.